AUGUGUCCUAAUCAGGAAAAUCGAAUCGAGGACCCAUAUGCGUACAUGAGUAGCGACCGUACAAAAGAGUACGGUAAAUAUCCCAUUGCCAUCUCGUUCCGAGCCGGCGCCUGUCUUGCCCCUAGUGAACUAGUCGCACCAACAAACCGGAGCAAAGUGCCGUCAAUCAGCAUCGUUUCCGAGAGCUGCGUCGCGACCUAUGACAUGCUCUUCUCAAGGGUGUACCGUUACCCAUAUCAACCAUCCCCCUCAACGUCAAACACCCCUAACCAUGAUUAA
Messenger RNA from Plenodomus lingam JN3, 279 nucleotides. RefSeq lists its product as uncharacterized. Lineage: Eukaryota; Fungi; Ascomycota; Dothideomycetes; Pleosporales; Leptosphaeriaceae. The record is from RefSeq and is a predicted model, not a curated record.